Dendroctonus ponderosae (mountain pine beetle) is the source of this 7122-nucleotide messenger RNA. RefSeq names its product putative ATP-dependent RNA helicase TDRD12. Gene Ontology annotation, biological process: germ-line stem cell division; transposable element silencing. Bases 373 to 5772 code for a protein of 1799 amino acids. Gene Ontology annotation, molecular function: ATP binding; nucleic acid binding. The record is from RefSeq and is a predicted model, not a curated record. The transcript is spliced from 23 exons. NCBI's taxonomy places the organism in Eukaryota, Metazoa, Arthropoda, Insecta, Coleoptera, Curculionidae.
AGAGGUGUUCUGUGCUGAGUUCUACUUGUCUUUAUCUUUGGUACAGAGUGUCUGUCAAUAGUUCGAUAAUCUGUGGUCUCUGCUGAGUAUUUGUUUACGUUUCGCAGCGCCCCCAUCGGUAGCUGAAUCAGAGCUGAAUUGGCGAAUAUCUUAAACAAUGUACAAUGUCGUUAAACUAACCUAAAAUAAGCAGCUUUCUCUUAGGACUUUUCUCUAAGUUUAUUUAUUUCUUUGCUUGGGAUUUACCCCACAUUUAUCUUUGGAAUUAGAGGUGCUGUUUGAUUUAGUGUUUUAAAAGUAUUGCUUUGAUAAUCUAAAUUGAAAGGAUUUGUAGUUUUAAACAUCACACGUUCGUUAGUUUUUAGCUGCAACAUGACGACCGUUCAAGUCGAAUUGCUCAAUUUUAUUGCCCCACACAUAUUCUAUGUGACUACAGAACUGAUAGGUAAUAGCAGAGCUAAUUUUCUUAGCGAUGUAUCUGCUCGCAUCAGAAAGCAGCACCAGGGAGCCCUAUUUUCAGUUGGUUCAGAUGAGAUUGUUGGAGUUAUACACGAACCAGGAUUUGCCCGAGCAGUUAUUGUCGAUUCGUCCAACUGCGAAAACAAUAGUAAUAACAUAUUUUUCUGUUGGUUAGUUGAUCACGCACAAUUAAUCAAAACGAAUACAAUUUUCAAAUUGCCUCUGGAAAUUCAAAAGGCCACUGCAAGAUGCAAAGCAGCCAGCUUGAAUAAUAUCUGCUACCUUGAAGAUCAUUUAGACUUUCGGACAACAAAAUUUGCAAGAAGUGUACCAUCCAUCGCGCCUUCCGCCGGUGUAAUUGAAUGCUGUUUAGAUUUGCUCUCCAACUACGACAAGUUGGAAUUGGAAGUUGUAGAAAACUUCGAGAAUAUGCUAAUUGGCGAAUUGAUAAUUUAUCACAAUGGCGCUGUUUAUCGUUUAUCCGAAGAGCUGUGCAAGAAGCAACUUGCCACAAUCAAUGAUCUUCUGUUUCAAAAUUUAAAGCAUAGCACCAAAGAAUACAUUAAAAAGCAUAUAGCGGCUAUUCAACAAACAUCUAAAAUUGCACAAAAACGAUUGUCUCAAAGUCCAUCAUCUGUUCCAAAUGUAAAUUCUACUAUUAUCGAUAAAUUAUCUGAGUUGGAAUUGGAAGAAAUGGACCGACGCAGUUUGACUCCUCUGGAAAAUGGUAGACGUCGGAAGUUGUUAUCUCGGUCUCCAGCUCUUUCAACUAGCUCGAGUGAUACUGAGCAAACUGUUAAAAAUGUCGCAAUAAACCCAAUAAACAUUGAAAAACCACUUGACGAAGCCAAUUGUGCUCACGCAGAAACUAAGCCUAAGAAUUUGCCUUAUCGACUCAAACUGUUAUUAGAGGAAAAAAAAUGCACAAGAAAAUGUGAGGGCAGUGAAGUGAAAGAAAUUAAGAAACCUGAUAUCCGCAAGAAGUUAAUAGCUGCUACAAAAUAUGAAAAAAACGAACAGAAUUCGAUAACAUCUCAGAAAGAAGCUGAAGCUAUAAUCGAUGAUCCUCAAAAAUAUGUUCCUAAGCCGUUGGAAAAACGGCCCGUGGAUAUUCGAAAGAAACUAAUUCUAUGUCAGAGGUCGAAGCAGAGGACUUCCACUUGCGUAGGCAAAAGUGAACAAGAUUCCAACAAUAAACAGUUUGACUCCAGCAGUACAUUUGAGGAGCCUACUGGUAUGGAUUCAAAAUCAGAAAAUUCCGUAUCAUCUGCCGAAAUGAUUCCUGAACAAUCCAGGAAAUGUCCUAAUUUAUUCCCGGCUGGCAUGGAAAGACGCAUUGAAGUUUCAAAAACAAAGAUCAAAACUUCUGAAACUGUUCCAAGUACCAGAACGAACAGUUCCGCAACAGAAAAAAACAAUACUAUUAGGUCGGCAUCGGAUGAUGACUGUCUUACGAUAAAGGUUCCAUUAAAGAGUCAAUCUACUACUGACGAUCAAUUAUCAGUUACCGAGGCCGAAAGUAAAACGGACGACAACCACAAGUCCAACUUAUAUGAACCAGCCAAUAUUUUCACCAAGCAAGAUUUCUGCAAAUUAGUUUCUGGAUGUACUUGUGUAAAAUGUCGAAUUGAUUUGGAAAACGAUGACUGGGAUGUUCCUCUUAGCUUUGAAACACCGUCCGACGAAUUGACAAUACAUUCCAAAUCAAAAGAGAAAAUAAUUAAACCUCCACUGUUGUUGAAGUCUGAGUCUGAAGUUUGUGCAGUGAUAGAAAGUCAAAUAUUGGCUAUUGAUUACAAGGGCAUGUCUUCAAUGCAAAAAGCUAUGUGUCGAAAACUUCUUGUUCACGGUGAUUCGAUACCAAUUCCAAUCAAGCACGUGGCCAACAUCAACAUUCACGCAGACAUUUACAAAAACAUCAGUAAAAUCAACUACAAGGAAUCGAAAAGAAUUCAGAUGUAUGCAUUCCCAUCGAUUACUCGCAACCAAAACGUUAUUAUGAUAAACGAUUCGCAAUCAGGCAAAACCAUGGCGUAUCUCCCCAUUUUAAUAUCAUUCAUUAUGGAGAAAGAAGAGCGAUAUAGUAAACUCAACAAAAUGGGAGGUGGGCCUAUAGUGGUAAUUAUGUGCAGCAGUUCGAAAAAGUGUGAAGAUAUUUACGAUCUAACUUGGCUGAUUUUGGGUAAACAAAAUAGAAGGAUUAGCUUGGUGACAUAUCCAGGACACGGAAACAUUAGCAACAUUGACGUACUUAUCACAAUGCCCACAGUUUUGUCAAGUUUAAUAUCUACUAGAGCAACAAAUUUUAAGCGACUUUGUCACUUAGCUUUAGAAGAUGCAGAUGUAAUGUUGAAAGACCAAACCGAAUUAAUAAAAAAAUUCAUAAACUACAGCAACCAGGUUUUAGAGAAUAGAAAUUGUCCAAAAUCCAUUCAGUUAAUUAUGUGCGCUCGGCACUGGACUCCAGAAAUCGAAAACAUGUUGCUCAGUCUGAACAAGAUACCUAUAGUUUGCAUAGGAAAUCACUUGGAAGCUGCCCUUUAUGGAAAAAUGAAGUUUACUAUGCAAUUUCUGGAAGCUAGCUGCAAAGAACAAUUUAUGCAUAACCUAUUAAAGGACACCUUCAAAUUUACGAAAUCAGUUAUAAUUUGCAAUCGUGAUGAAAUAGAUGAUGUUCAAACGUUUCUGAUGCUGAAAGGCAUAGAAUUUACAUCUUUUUCAGGUGUUACUCAGCACGAAGAUAUUCUUUAUCUUGAAAAGGUGUGGACUAAUAAAUAUCGUGGUGAUUUCUCAGUAUUAUUAUGUACGGAUGAUAUCUAUAACAUAAUAACAAUAACCAAUGCCCAUAUGUUAAUCCAUUUCUCUUUGCCAUAUUCCUGGUCUCAGUUCAUCAGGAGAUUUAGUUGCCUUUUGGAAAACAUCCAGUCACCUUUAGAUACUAAAGAGAGGAAAAUCGAAAUAAGUAGUUUUGUGUUGAUUGAUGAAAAUUGUGAAGCGAGAAUGUCCAAGUUCAGAAACUUCAUCAAAAUUGCUGGUCUUGAAAAGGCGCUUCCAGAAGAAAUCCAAGCUUACUUUCAGGGCCUCGAAAAUCAGGAGCAAAAUAACCGUGCAGACAGGAAUCUUGAACUUUGUGGAACUAUCAAGUUGUUUGGUAAAUGCGAAUCGCUCCACUGCAAAAAUCGACAUGUUUUGCGCAAAGAUUUAGAUAUAUCUGAUCUCUUGCCUCAAAACGGAAUUCUUAAAUUCAAAAUAGUCAAAAUGAUCACUGGAGCUAGCUGUUCCAUCAAACUUCUGGAACAUCUCGAUUUAGAAGGCAAAAGUGUGCAGAAAUUCGAAGAUCUGACGGAUCAAAUUACCAACGCGUUAAAUCAGCUACCUGACUGCCAUCAUGUUACUGUUCCUGUAAUAUCGCAUCUUUAUUUAUAUAAAGAUAAGGACAAGUAUUCUAGAUGUAGAUUAGUAGAGGUAAAUGAGUCGGCAUUGGUAUAUCUCCUGGAUAAAGGGAUUUAUUGCACAAGUGCAUUGAACGGAUUAUUCAAGAUGCCUGAAGAGUUAAAGAAAAUGCCUCCACAAUGCUAUGAAGUGCAACUUGCAAAUCUCAUCCCGCCAUUCGAAGAUAAACGAUUCUCGAGAUUGGCAAGAAAAAAAGCCCAGAUGUUAGUAGACCAGAACUGUAACGAUGUUGUUAUGAUCGGAACCGUUGUACUGCAAACAGCAAUGACUUUCUGGAUAGACGAUGUUUAUGAAUACCGUGUAAUGCAUGACAAAAAGUUACCUUUCAUUGGAUUUCAAUUAACAAGAGAACUGAUCAAGCAAGGCCUAGCCAUUAAGAGCAGGGAUUCAUUAGAACGUCUAUAUCAAUUAUGUAAAACAGCCCAAAUCGAUUUACCGGAUUAUAAAAUAAUAAGGCCAGUUGUAAAAAAUGUUAAAGUGGAUCAAGUGAAACCAAACUGGGCAUUUUUGGAUUUAGAGGCAAUUCACGAAGUUAUAUUUACGUUUGCCAGAAGUCCUCUCGAAUUUUAUGUGAGACAAAACAAGUUUACCAAAGAAUUGGAGCAUUUAGAAGAAAACAUUCAGAUAGAAAUCCGGAAACCAUUUUAUCCGAUACUGAAAGAUGUUUCAAUUGGUAAAUGCUGCUUAUUAAGAGACGAAGUAAAUGGUCAAUAUGCACGGGGAUAUAUUCUCAAAAUACUUGGGGAUAAGGCUGAGAUUUUAUCAGUCGAUUAUGGGGACGUCGUAGAACAGGAAAUUUCAGUAUUAAAGCAUAUCACAAACGACUUAAUUUUAAAACUACCAUUCCAAAGCAUUCAGUGCUCAAUGUAUGGUGUUAAACCUUUAGGAACGGAGUGGUGUGAUGAAGCAACUGAUUUAUUGUACCGAAUGGCAUAUACAGAAGAUGAAGAGACGUUGAGACCGCUUUUCGUUAAGAUUGAUUCAAAGCAAGAAAAUUCAGUAGUCAAGAACCAACGAUCCUAUUCGACAAUUGUUAAAGACGGAUUAUAUGGACGAGUUUUAAUUAACCAGUUGCUGGUUGACUGUGGUUUUGCUUUAUCUAAUGAUCAAGAAAUUCAAGAUUUUGAUUUACCAGAAGUGAAAUACUCUGAUGAUGAGGAAGAUGAUGAUAUUGAGGAAAUUGAACGAAACGAUUUAGUGGAUGAUAUAAAUAGUGUUCCUUGCCCAGAUAAUGGAGGAGACUUAGACUUAGACGCUUUCGAUUGUGAAGUGUUUAAUUUAGUGGACUUUAUGAUAGACAUGAAGUUGCCAGUGAAGAAACUUAAUACUACAGACAAAGCACAAAGUAGUGCAGUUUCAAAUCAAUUACCAGCAAUUAAAGCAGUUCCCGCGGUAGAUUAUCUUACGCCAGAAGUUUAUUGGUCGCAAACAAAAACUCAGAUCAAAUUAAGUAUUAGAAUUUGUGAUGUGAAAAAUGUGGAAAUGUUUGUUAAGCAUAAUAAAAGCUUCCAGUUCAGAACCGAAAAGGAAAAAGAAUAUUUGCUCAACUUAUUGCUGUUUGACAAGGUAAAAAAGUCGAUUGAAUACGCAAUACUUGGCUCUGAAGUUCGGGUAUGUUUAACCAAAAUGAAGGAAAGUGAAUGGCCUAGAUUAUUGUAUUCUGAAGAAAAAGUACUAAAAAUAUAUUACGAUAUAUCGGCAAUUAAUAUCGAGGAAGACGUAGAAGAAAGUAAAUACAGACCUUUAGAUCUAAAUAUAAGCGAUUCUAGCUCAGACGAGGAUGAAGCUGGUCCAUAUUAUUUUGUCUGUUCUGAUUUAGAUUCAGACUAUGACUUUGAUAUUCCUAAUGAUGAUGCGUAGAUUAGUUAGUAUACCGUAUACAAUUGGCUGUGAUGUAAGUCUUGUUUUUUUUUUGAUCUGAUGACUUUAGAUUUAAAUAAACUAACAUGCACGAGCUAAAUUACAAUUUUAUGCAAAGUAAUUUUUAUUACGUAGGAGUUUUUAGUGAUCGUAAUUGUUUUAUUUACAAGAUGUUACGAGAAUGUUGCGGUUGAAAAAAGACUUUCUUGGGUCAAUGUAUUGGUUGUAUUUUAGUAAUUAUCGAAAUAAGUAUAUUAUUAUUAAGUAAGUAUUUCUUAUCAUAGGAAGAGGGGUAUUUCUUUUAAUACCUUAUUCAAUACUUAUACGUGAAUCUAUUUUUAUGGAUUCAUAGUAUAACGAGAAUAUGGGUAACGAUAAACAUUCUAAUCUCCUUUGAUUUACUUAUUAUUUUUUAAAUAAUUGAGGUUGCUCAAAGCUGUUCGGUGCACUUUUGUAAAGUUAUGUUCCGCUGUGUUAAUAAUGUAUACCGUGUCCGAAAUAUAAUAAAACAUUUAAAAAAUAAUAAUAAUUUCUAUUCCUCUUACAGCAAUUGAUUUUCUUUUUAUUUUACUUAUCUUUAAAUACGAUAGAUUCAUAACACCAUAAAAAACAAUCUAAUUUGAAAUGAAAAUGUUAGAUUACUUCUUAAUAUCUCCGAGAUUAUGAAGCAUUAUAAACGAUAAAUGCCACCUGCAAAUAUUGAUGUAAGUCAGACAUUUGGCAAAACUCUGAAGUAUUGUUUGCUACAUGUUCACUUAAAUUCAGAUGCAUUUUUUCCAGUACAGCAUGGCCAAUUACAUACUUCGAGCGUUAUUAGGGAAAGAUACUGUAUUAAACAAACAGGACAAAGAAAAAGUAAAAAAGGUAGUGGAUAGCGGCUGUGGCGAUUACGACUAUGAUUCAACUCCAUUUGCAACGAGCAACGACAGUUUAAUGAGCGCAACAAAAUAUGUUAACAUCCCACCGGAAAAGUAUUUUCAUAAACAAGCUCAAAACAUUAACACUCUCGUGAAGUCUUUAGAACAAGAAAUAUCCGAAUCGAAAGAGGAUAUUCGGUAUCUCCAUAGCCACAUUUGCAGCACUGAAGAAGUAUUUCCCAAACGUUGGGAAAUGUGUAACUCUUUGGAAAAUAUUUGCAAGGAACACGUCGAAAAUAUAUCGAUGGAAAUGAUAAAAUGGAAGCGAGUAAGCGAGAGAAGUGAUAUAGAAAUGAAAGAAUUGGGCCAAAAGAUCAGUUCCUGGCAAUGUGUUAUCGGUAGGGCGAAAGAGGUGCAGAUUCAAGAAGAAGAUUUCUUUGAAUAAAUUUAUUUGUACUCUUCUCUUUGGAAAAUAAAUACAGACUACAAUACA